This is a messenger RNA of Trichoderma virens Gv29-8, 576 nucleotides long. RefSeq lists its product as uncharacterized. The record is from RefSeq and is a predicted model, not a curated record. NCBI's taxonomy places the organism in Eukaryota, Fungi, Ascomycota, Sordariomycetes, Hypocreales, Hypocreaceae. The annotation marks the transcript as partial. The transcript is spliced from 2 exons.
AUGACAGAGGCUACCGAAGCUGCCCUCUAUCCGCGAUACUGCUUCCACCUAUCGCCUACCGUGAAUACGUGGUGUCUGCUACGUGCUGUCGAGAUUCAUGCUCUAGAUCAGCAUGCUGGCUUUGAAGGGGAAAACUUCUUCUUCUACAGAAACCUCCCGAUAAAAUGGGUGCGAGUGGUUGGCAUCGUCGUGGCCAUCGAACAAUUCUUCAACCGACGGAUCUACACCAUAGAUGACAGCAGCGGCAGAAACAUUCUCGCCGUGGUUACGUCGCCAGCCCCCACAAAGCCAACAGCCGAAUCGACCGCCAGCGAGCAACGGACGGAGAAAGAUGCAGAUGCACAACAGGUUGAUCCAUAUGCAGACGUCGAUGUUGGCACAGUAGUUGAUGUGAAGGGAGGAGUGUCUUCGUUCCGCAACGAGCACCAGAUCAACAUUGAGAGGAUGACCAUUGUUAAAAGCACAGCUCAGGAAGUAGUGCUAUGGGAAAAGCGAGCAAAGUUCCGUCGCGAGGUCCUGGAGGUGCCCUGGCGGCUGCGAGACAAAGACGUUCGCCGAUGCCGCCGAGAUGCAGAG